AAGAUUUUAAGAUUCAAAAUUAUUUGCAAAACAGUUAACUUUAUUAUUCAGACAUGUUUUAAGAUAUAAUAAAUUGAAACCAAAGUUCAACAACCAAGCUAUAUCGAUUCAGUUUUUUUGGCAUAAAAUCUAUUAUUAUCCAAAUCAAAUCUAAAUUGUAUAUCUGGAUAAAUGCUUUUUCUUACUGUCACGAUAAUUAUUUUUAAAUAAUAAAAAUUUAGAAAUAAAAUUUCAGUUAAAAUUUUAGCUUUUUAUUGCAGAAAAUCUAUAAUUAUCUACAUUAUCUGUAAGUAACAAUUUUAUGCCGCUAUAAAAAGAUUUGUUUUCUUCCAUAUUUCUUCAUUAAACAAAAUUCUAAAUAAAUAUGGCUUCUUUAAGAUUUAUUUUAUGUUGUGUCUUAGUAAAUUGUGCAUGUGCCACAAUAGUUUCUCACGAUGGUCGAGCCAUCACCAUUGAUGGUCAUCGCCGAGUCCUCCUUUCUGGUUCAAUCCAUUACCCUAGAAGCACUCCUGAGGUAUUUAAAAUACCAUACAUCGAACACUAUGAGUCGCUUAUUCUUCUGUGUUUACUACUAAUUAUAUUUGUUUUGUUAAUAUGUUUAGAUGUGGCCAGAUCUUAUAAAAAAGGGUAAGGAAGGUGGUCUUGAUGCGAUCGAAACUUAUGUUUUCUGGAAUGCGCAUGAGCCUACUCGCCGUCAAUAUGAUUUCUCUGGAAAACUAGAUCUUAUUCGAUUCCUAAAAACCAUUCAAGAUGAAGGACUGUAUGGUGUUCUUCGCAUAGGACCAUAUGCAUGUGCCGAGUGGAAUUACGGGUAAUAUUAUAAAACAGAUUUAACUAGUCUCUUUAACUGCAGUAUAUAUAUCAGCUUAAUUAGUCUUCAUCAUUAACAUCUUGUGUAGUGAUAUAACUAUUUCCCAUAUAUUGUUUAGAUCGGUAAAUGGUCCACUGGAUUGAUUUUAUUAAUCAAUAUACCAAAACUUAUAUAUCGUAAAUGUCCUCAUCUAGUCUCUUUAAAUUAUAUAUAUAUAUACAUAUAUAUAUAUAUAUAUAAAUUAUCAUAAUGAGUUAGCCUCUUGUAUUAUGAUAUUAUGAUUUCCCUUGUAAUAUUUUUAAUUUGUCAGUUAUCUAAUCAUUUUUAAAUAGAGGAUUCCCUGUGUGGCUGCACAACAUGCCCGGAAUGGUGUUCAGAACUACAAACAAAGCAUAUAUGGUAAUUUUACCGAUCAGAAAUAUAUUUUUUUUAUCAAAUAUGUAUUCUUCUUAAUUAAAUUUUAUAUGGAUCAUUUAUGUAUAGGAUGAGAUGCAAAACUUCACAACUAUGAUAGUAGACAUGGUCAAAAAAGAAAAGUUGUUUGCAUCACAAGGAGGUCCAAUUAUCCUUACUCAGGUGAUCGAUCUAUGUCCGAAAUACAUUAUCCCGUCUGGUAAUGUUAUAUAAAGUUCUUAACAUAAUUGUUUUAAUUUUUUUUAUUAAUCAUACAGAUUGAAAAUGAGUACGGAAAUAUAAUGGGACCCUAUGGAGAAGCGGGUAAAUCAUACAUUAAGUGGUGUGCAAACAUGGCUCAGGCUCUCGAUGUUGGUGUUCCAUGGAUAAUGUGUCAACAAAAUGAUGCCCCUCAGCCUAUGGUAACAAGAUCAGCCUAGUUAUAAUGAAUAUUUAUUUUAAGAUAUUCAAAGGUUAACCAUUUUAAAUCGUUUUCUUUUAUAGUUGAACACAUGUAAUGGCUUUUAUUGUGACAAUUUUACACCAAACAGUCCCAACACUCCAAAGAUGUGGACUGAGAAUUGGACCGGAUGGUUAGUUUUAUUUUCAGUAUGAUUAAAUAUUUUUCUUGCUUUUAAAAUAUUUUAUCAUAUAUAAAUAUUGUGUGUCUUAUAUUUGUUUAGGUUUAAGCAAUGGGGUGGUAAAAAUCCUCAUAGAACAACUGAAGAUGUUGCAUUUUCUGUUGCAAGAUUCUUCCAAAGAGGAGGAACUUUUAAUAAUUAUUACAUGGUAAAAUAUAAUAAUUAAAAAAUAAUUUAUUUAAUUACGUAAGCACACAAAAUAGUCAUUAAUUAGAAUAAUAAAUUGAAAUACUUUUACUUUUAUAGUACCAUGGAGGCACCAACUUUGAUAGAACCGCAGGUGGUCCAUACAUCACAACUUCAUAUGAUUAUGAUGCUCCCCUAGACGAAUAUGGUAAAUUUAAAUUAUAGUCAUAUUUUAAUCUAUUUUUGCAGUUUCUAUUUUUUUAACAUGGGAUUCUACUAGGUAAUUUGAACCAACCAAAAUACGGUCAUCUGAAACAACUUCAUGAUGUUCUUCAUUCUAUGGAGAAAACUCUCACAUACGGAAACAUCUCCACCAUUGACUUUGGAAACUCCGCAUCGGCAACAAUUUAUACAACCCAAGAAGGAUCUAGCUGCUUUUUUGGAAACGGAAAUGAAAAUUCAGAUGCAGCAAUUAGUUUCAGAGGAGAAUCUUAUGUUGUCCCAGCUUGGUCUGUUACCAUUUUACCGGAUUGCAAAACAGAGGCUUAUAACACCGCCAAGAUUACCACUCAGACUUCAAUGAUGGUUAAGAAACCAAAUGAAGCUGAAGAGGACCCUUCAACUCUAAAAUGGUCAUGGAGACCAGAGAACAUGGACAAUUUCCUUUUGAGAGGAAAAGGAGAAUCUACAAACACACAACUCUUUGAUCAGAAAGUAGUAAGCAAUGACCAAAGUGAUUAUCUAUGGUAUAUGACUACCGUUAAGUUUAGAAAACGAGAUCCAUUUUUGGGUAAAAACAUGUCUCUCCGCGUCAAUAGUACUGCUCAUGUCCUUCGUGUUUUUGUCAAUGGAAAACAUAUUGGUAGUCAACACGCUGAAAAUGGAAAAUUUCACUAUAUUUUUGAGAAAGAUGCAAAGUUUAAGUCCGGCCGUAAUGUCAUUUCUCUCCUUAGCAUAACUGUGGGACUUCAGAACUAUGGUGCUUUCUUCGAAAGUGUUCCAGUUGGAAUCACUGGACCGAUUUCAAUUAUUGGAAGAAAUGGUGAUGAAACCAUAGUUAAGGACUUGUCUUCUCAUAAAUGGAGCUAUAAAACCGGUUUAAAUGGGUUUGAGAACAAACUCUUUAAAACGGAAUCACCGUCUAAAUGGUCAUUCCAAAGUGUACCAUUGAACCGAACCAUGACUUGGUAUGAGACUACGUUCAAGGCUCCAUUGGGAAAUGAUCCAGUUGUUGUCGAUCUUUUGGGACUUGGAAAAGGUACAGCUUGGGUCAAUGGAAACAACAUUGGACGCUAUUGGCCGGCAUUCAUUUCAAGCUCUGAUGGUUGUUCUGCGAAAUGUAACUAUAGAGGGGCUUAUUAUGCGGAAAAGUGUCAGACCAAUUGUGGAGAACCUACACAAAGAUGGUACCAUGUUCCUCGUUCUUUCUUGAUCACAGAAGGACAUAACACACUAGUUUUGUUUGAGGAGAUGGGAGGAAACCCAUCGCUCGUCAAUUUUCAAACUACUAUAGUGGGAAGUGUAUGUGCCAACGUCUAUGAGAAAAAUGUUAUUGAGCUUUCAUGCGAUAGGAAAACUAUUUCUGCCAUCAAAUUUGCCUCUUUUGGUAACCCAGAUGGAAAUUGUGGAUCUUUCGUAAAGGGAACCUGCGAAGGAAGUAAAAACGCUGUUGAUAUUCUAACAAAAGAAUGUGUCGGAAAAGAGAAGUGUUCCAUUGAUGUCACUGCAGAAAAGUUUGGAGUACCAGAUUGCAGUGGUGCUGCUAGAAGGCUCGCUAUUGAAGCUAUAUGUUAAGUGUUUUCUAGAUUUAUGGUGUUUUAUCGUAUUUCUAAAUUAUGUAGUACUUUUCAUUUUCAAAUAUUUAGUUCAAUUUACUCAUUACUGGUUGUGAACUUAUUCAAUAAAUGUACACAUUAUUCUUUUUCUCUUGGAAAAUCCAUGGUCAUUUCUUCUCAACAAUCCCCAUUCUCUCUUAAAAAUAAGAUAAUUGUUCUCUUCAGUAUCUAUUACUUUUCUCUUUUGUUUAUAUUUAUAUCUUUCUUAUCUACUACAUAUAUAUUCUCAUAUGAUUUUAUCUAAUCAUUAAUGAAUUCAAUGACAUUUUUAUUCUCUUGUAUAUCAAAUAUUUUUAUUGAACAUGUUUUUUUUUACGUCAAACGGUCAUUCUAUUACACAAACUUGAGGUGGUCUGGGUAACAAGACCGGAAUAGAACAACCAAUGAAAAGUAACUCCCGAUGGAAGGAUCUAGCAGUCUUAGCUAAAAAAUCUGAAAUUUGAUUACGCGCUCAUGGAACAUGAGUGAUGCAGAAAUCCGGGAAGCAUAUCUGUAGCGUCUCUAUCUUCUCCAAUUCUAUCGCAAAGCUUGGCCAAGGAUGAGGUUCCUCUAACAUUGCAAUCAGCUCCUUACAGUCAGUCCCGAAGCUCUGGCAUGUUGAGUGUUGGAGCAUAUUCUCCAUUGCCCACCGCAGUGCUUCUACUUCCGAAUGCAAGGCUGAUUUCACGUCUAGUAAGAUUUCUUAUCCCCAUGAGCUGAGUAAUCCCCCUACUGUCCAUCCAAACCCAUCCACAUCCACUAAAAUUGGCAGAUGCAAUCCAAGAUCCAUCUAACAAGCAUAUAUUACCCAAGCUUAUGACUUGGGGGCUGACCACAUUGUUCUCUUGUACCCCUGGUUGUACCACUUCGUUCGCAUCAAACCAGGCCUGACAUUCACUCUCUGCAUAUCGAACCAACUCCAAAGGAUCUCUAUCUAUCCCCCUAAACAGUUUAUCAUUCCUAGCCAUCCGGAUAUACCAAAUUAUCCAGGGAAAAGGGUACCUGUCUUGUUUCGACUCGAUAAUAGAGUUUUUCCUCCAUAAUAGGUAGUCCAUAUUUGUGUAGACACUUGAUACUGGAAAUACCUCUGGGCUUGUUGGAGUUGCUGAUAAGGUCCAAGCCUGUAGCGCUGUCGGGCAUUCAAAGAUGGCAUGUGUUACAGAUUCUUCUAAUUCUCCACAUUUUGGACAAUAGUUAUCACAUCUCAUAUUGCGUCUUUGCUAAAUACCUUGUUACUGCCACAUGCCCAGUUACAACUGCCAUAUAAGAUGACAUAUCUUUGUAGGUGCCUUCAGCUUCCAAGCAAAGGCUUGAAGCUUGGUGAUACUCGGCUCCAAGAUUUCAUGCUCUUCCCACGUGUUUAAUAAAUUUUGGGCCACCCAAUAUCCAGAUUUAACCGUGUAUUGGUCAUUUCUUGUGUAGCUCCAGCAAAAAAUAUCAUGACGAUGAGAUGAGAUUAUGGCCAAACUUCUUAUGAGCGGUAUGUCAUCAAAAUUGACGUAGUUCUCCAUUAGUCCAACAUCCCAAUCCUUCGCUGUCUGAUUAAUGAGAUCAAUGAUUCUCAUAUUGGGAUGCAUAACUGGUGUAACAGGGAUAGCCGGCCUCGCUGGGAUCGUUAGGAUCCCUGGAUCCUCCCACACCUUAACAUGUUUAAUGAAUAUGUUUAGAAUGAUUUCUGAUGUAAGAACAUGGAGAAACACAUUCUUCUAAGUCAAUGUAUUCUAUGUCUUUAUAUCACAUUUCUCUAACUUAGACUUUUGGUUUUGAUCUUUAUCUUUGAAACUCUUAUGCAUAUUGUAUUAUAUUCUCCUUCCUGUAGAUAUACUGGAAGUUCAAUAAAAUUUUAAGCGCGUAAAAUAAAAAAAUUCAUCACGAAGAACAACAUAUUUCAUAAAAAAUUAUUUUAUAUUAUUUCUAGAUCCUUUAAAUAUUUACAGUCAUGCAACGACUUCUUAAAAAAAAAAUUUAUGCCCUUUAAAUUAUGAAUUUAAGUGUAUUAUAUCAUACACUUUAGAUAUACAAAGCUCUUUAGUUAUAUAAGAUUCUAUAUAUAUAAGUUUUUCCGCCUGUCACAUACUAAUAAAUUUAUAUUUUGUUUCAGUCAGUAUAUGAAUAUAUACUAUGUUUCCUUGAGGAUUAAGUAACAAAAUACAUAAAUCUUUUGAGAUGUUUAGAUUUGAAAUGACCUCUAUGAAAGCAUAGUUCCCAAGUAUCACUAAAUGACAUUGGGCAUGUUUCUUUGCUCAUCUAUCUAUACCAUCUAUAUAGUUUAUUCAGUUAUUUCAGUCAAAUGAUUCAUCUUAAUGUUGUUUGUUUAUAUUCAAAUUUUCAGUUGGAUAGAGCAUCUAAAAAGAAAUGGUUUGCUUCCUUAUUUGUUGUUAAUUUCCAUCUCAAUAUAUAAAAGUUUCAAUUAGAAAAUUAACUAGAAUCCUCAUACUUUGAUCUAAAUAUAUUUAGAACUUGAUUUUUCAAUUUUGAAAAAAAAAGUCAAAUUUUAUGGUUUUCAUGGUAAAUCAUUAUUUCUUUUGGCGGUGUCUUGGGAAAAUGUGAUUUUUAGGUUUUCACGGAAAUGAUAUUUUGUAGUUUUGCCAGAAAAAAUGUAAUUUUGCAGUUUGGAGGGAGGGGUGGUGGGAAAAUAUAAUUUGCGGUUUUGACAGGAAAGUUAUUUAUUUCUUUUUUAGCAGGAAAUGUGAUUUUACCAGUUUGACGGGAAAAUAUGUGUGGGAACCAAAAUUCGCACUAUCGAAUUUGUAUGGGGAGAAAGCGUAGCUUUUACGCCUUCUUUGAGGAUCCGGGUCUCUUUGAAUACAACGACAAGUGAUCAAGCAAUAUUCAAAAAAAGAGAAGGUAAAUCGUAACGAAAUUGAGAGCAAGAGAUUAAUAUGCUUAAGAUUCGGGUCUUCUUUGAGGAUCCGGGUCUCUUCGAAUACAUCGUAAGAGCGUUUGCGAUGUUACAACAGAUUGUAAAAGUCGUGGCAGCAAGACCUGUGAGCGAGCUCUCUAGUUCUAACCACCUAAACCUUAAACCUAGUUGAGUAGCAGCUCGAUAACUUAAACUAAAAUAAGCCUAAAAUUCUUUAAGUGUCGAGUUUCUCUGUGAAUUAUUAUGUGUCCCUUCCCCUCUGCCUAGGAUCCCUUUAUAUAUGCCUCUAUUGUUGUUUGUCUUUCUUUUUAUGUCUUGAUUUGCUUUUAUCCUUUUGCGGAGAUUCUUCCUUAUUUUCGUGAAAUUCAUGUUUAUCUUAGAAACUUUAAAUUGAUCCGCCUUUUUCCAUUUUUCGUCAUCAAAGUCAAGUAAACCGACAUUGCAAUCCGGGAUGGUUUACGUUUCAAGUCAUGAGGGGGCUUUCAUCGUGUUUAGGUUGUUUCAGACUGUUAUAUGAUUUAUGCGUUUCAGACGGGUUUUAUGUCGUUGGUCUUCUGAAAUGAAGAAAAUCAAUUCAUUUUGUCUCAAUCAUGAUGGUGUUAAGUUAACCAUUCUAGACUUGACAUUUGACUUAAAAUUUUAUGAGAAAAAAACAUCUUACUUGUUUUCUCUGUAAAAUCUCACUGAAAAUUCUGAUUACGACUAAAAAGGACAUUUCGAGCGAGAUUCAAUCGAGAACAUGAUGAACAGUGGAUAUCGAAAUGAUGAGGCUUCAUAGGCAGUGUGAAUAGACAUUGAUGGGGAAGAGAGAGUACAUGGGCGAUGAAGACUCGAGAAGAAGAUGUUCGGACAAUGACGACUCAAGGAGAAGGUACCAUGGGAAUGUUGUUGGGAGAUGAAGGCAUGAGGCCGCUUGAAGGGUGAUAUGGACUAAGGAGGAUCUUUACGGGCGAUGUAAAACGAGAUGAAUCUAGACGGGUGAUGCAAAACGAGGGGCCAUGCUUGAUGGGAUAUGAAAAUUAUGAUGUCAUGUGUGAUGGGCAAUGCAAAUCGUGAUGCUAAGCUUUACGGGCGAUGCAAAACAAGAUGUAUUUCUUGAUGGGCGAUUCAAAGCAAGAUGUCUUGCUUGAUGGGCGAUACAAAGUAGAGAGGAUAAGAGAAGUGGACCCCACGGGCCAUGAGGAGGCUUCAUGGGUGAUUCUGAGCAAGGACAUGGUGUUUGGUGUGCGAUGCUGAACAAGGAAGAGAAAGGAGGUCGGUCCCAUGAGUGUUGAUUCCUUUCUAUAGUUCCUUUUUUUUCUCUGUUGAUCGCUUCGUAUAUUUCUUGAACUUUUUUUUUUGUGGAAGAUUAUCUUGCAUAUUUUUUACGAGAGUUUUUCGACGGAAACUUUCUGAAUUUCGUUUUACAGAAAAUUGUUUCGUCUAACUGGUUUUAUGAAAGUUUUCCGUUAAAAUCUUCCAAACGUUGUUUUGCGGAAGAUUGAUUCGUAAAAUUUAUUUUAUGUAAUUUUUUCCCCAUAAACUUUCUGAAAGCCGUUUUACGGAAGAUUGUUCCAUAAAGUUUGUUAUUUCUCGCAUAAACUUUUCAAAUGAAUUUUUCCUGGUCUUCAUGUUUGGAAAUAAAUUCUUUGAUUCCUUGUACUAGAUGAAAAAUAUGAAGUUUUUUCUUGUAUCUUAUGCAUAUAGACUCGGCUUAUGUGGUAAAGAUCUUAAAUAGAUCUUAGAGAGAGAAUUAUAAAUACAUUUGAGGCCCAAUUGCUAUUAACUGAACCCGAUCUAAACAUAUAUAAAAUCCGGAUGGAAUUAGUGUUGUACCUGAGAACUCGAAAACCCGAAGGCCACCGCUAGUUUAUGUGGAAAAUGUGAUUUCUUCAUUGGAAAAUUUGCAAAAAUAGAACAAAAAAUCAGCCUCUUUGUCCCUUUAAUAUAAAACACUUUUUGUCCUUUUCUCCUUUUUACUCUUUACAUUUUCAAAACCUAUGAAAUAGUUUUACCCUUUAGGAUAAAAAAUGGUUUUCUGAAUCAAAACAAAUUAUUAAAAAAAUAGAAAAAUUAGAUGAAAUACCCAUAUACACAAACUUGUAUUUUUUUGGGUUGAAAAACUUGUUAAAUUAAAAUUUUAAAUUUUGUUUUACGGAAAGUAGAUUUCAUAUUCUACAAAAGAUGGUUUGGUAGAAAUUGAAUUCCAGGUUAAACAACUUGAUCUACUUUCUCUAGAACCAAUAUUCUACUUUUAAAUAAAAUUCUAAAUAUAAAGAAUGUGAAGUCUACGCAUUGUAAAGGUGACUAUAUUUUCUUUGAAUGCAGAUUCUACUUUAAUAAGCAAUUCUAAAAUUCUAGGAAUACGAAAUCUACACACAAUUCAAAAGACUACAUAUAGUAGAAUCUGCUUAUGAAAUUGUUUUAUGGUUUCUACGCAGUGUAGAAGGUACAUUCUACGAAUAAGAAAACCUGAUUUCCGAAAAUUUUGGAAGUUCAGUUAUGUAAAUAUUCCAAGAAAAUAUUUUUAGUCUUCUAACUAUCCUAAAACGUGUAGAGGCCAGGCCGAUUUCUUUGUCAAAAAAAAAUUGAUUUAACCUUUUCUUCUUCUUCAAACUAUGAUUUCUCUAGAGUUUUUCUUUUGAUUUUCACACACUUUUGUUCUAUGAUGCAUAUCUAUACGACAUGUGGUGUAUGAAAAUUAGGUGCAACAACGGGAUAGAUUUUUUCAGCUGAUGACAAAAGGGGUAGGUUACUGUUAUUGGAAUCGAGUUUUACCUUAGAGGAUUUAAAGAGAAUGUUUUUGGAAGAUUUUGGUAUUGAAGAAGAUAGCUUAGCCGAUUUGGAGUUGAGUUAUAUCCUUACUGAGUUGAUCAAUUCAUCAACAUAUCCACCUGUGAGCAACGACCGACAGCUUAAGAAUUUUGUUGUUUUUGUUAAAAAGAAUGUCUAGACUCGAUUGUGUGUAACAUAUAGAGCCAAGGCUGAGAAUCGGAAUGAAGCAGAAUUUGAUCUUAACAAAGUUGCCAACAGAUUCAAGUACUGAUGAAAAUGAGGAAAACUCGUUUUACAGAAGGGACGAAUCAGAGAUGCAUAGCGAGAAGAAGAAAUAAAAGAUGAAACGUGUCAAAUUUGAUGGGGAGGAGGCCUAUGAUGCUGAUACCAUGAUCUCUAAAAAAUAUAAGAGAAACAAUAUGUCCAAGAUUUCUUUGCUCAAAGUUGUUAAGAAGGGACAACUUUUAUGAGAACAAAACUUUGCUGAAAAUGAGUUUCGAGAUUUGUGCAAUGAAGCAUAACUUCAAUUACCAAGUUAUCAAAUCAGAGAAAGAAGUUUGGUAUAUUAGAUGCACGGAUAAUGCAUGCAAUUGGAGUAUUAAGCAAAGUGUUUGAAUGAAUCUACAUAUUUCAUUUUCAAAAAGUAUGUUGGUGCACAUACAUGCGCACUUUCAAGCAAAACCAAAAGGGGUAAGACUGCUUCGACCAAAACUAUAGACAGUCUGAUUAUGCAUAAGUAUGAAAGCGUCAAGGAAGGGCCAAAAUCUAAUGAUAUCAUACAGAUUAUGCAUAUGGAUUACAGAUGUGAGAUCACAUAUUCUUUAGCAAGGGAUGCACGUGAAUAUGUGGUCAAUGCAGUUAGAGGUAUUCUGGAGACAAGUUAUGGGAAAAUGCCGAAAUACUUGCACAAGUUGAGAGAGGCUAAUCCGGAUACACAUUCAUCGUAUGAGAUCGACAGCAAUGGGAGAUUUCGGUACAUGAUUAUUGCAUUUGGGAAAUCAAUAUGAGGAUUUAACAUAGUCAUGAGGCGGGUGGGUUAUUGCGGUUGACGGGACUUUUUGAAGAAUUGGUUGCAACUGCUGUAGAUGGAAAUUAUAAUUUGCAUCUUAUUGCAUUUGGGGUAGUCGACUCAGAGAAUGAGCAUUCUUUGAAAUGGCUUAUGAGACAACUAAAGGUUGUCAUUGAUGAUGAUCAUCAUUUGGCUUUUAUUUCAGACAAACAUGGGGCCAUCGCUAAGACGCUUGAGAACAUGUAUCCAACAGGUAGUAUACAUGGUAUAUACAUUUAUCAUUUGUUAAACAAUUUGGUAACAUAUUCCAUGGAAAGGACUUGUUCGAUUGGUUUCAAAGGCGUCAAAGGCUUUGGAGAUAAAACUUUAAAAAUAGAAAGACACUAAUUUAGUUGUUGUUUUGAAAUUUUUGAUGUAACUUUUGUUAAUGCAAGAAACAAGAACUUGAUAUGAAUUUUAAGUGAGUAGCAAAUGAUUUUGUCCAUAAUUAUAUGUAUAUUAUCUAAUUGUGAGCAAUAAGAAUCAUUAAUAUAAAUAUUUUAAAUAAAAAGAGAUAAAUAAACAAGAAAUAUAAAGUUAAGUAUACUUAUGUUUGGUGAUCUUCGGAUAUCCAUUCGGUUUUGGAUAUUACCCGUACGGAUUCAGAUAUUACCCGAACCGGUGAAAUAAGUAAUUUGUUUGGUUGUUCUAAUUAGAUGAUUUUUAGACCGAGCUGGUAAAUAUAUACUAGACAAACAUUUAUAUUUCGAGUCUGCACUUGCAUUCUAUAACAGCUUGAUAUAUUAAAUUUGAACAUUAACCUGUUAAUAUAGUUUGCCGAUGAUUUUUAUUUCAAAAUUUUGAUUCUUAGAUAUGAAUAUGGAGUGAAACUAAUUUUUACAUGUGUCCAACUUUUUUAAUUGACGCUUAUGUAAUUCACUAAAUUCAUAAAAAACAUUUAAAAAGGAAACUUAACUCAUAUCAAUGAAACAAAGACGAGAACAAAAGCACAAUU
Molecule: messenger RNA, 11405 nt
Organism: Brassica rapa (field mustard)
Lineage: Eukaryota; Viridiplantae; Streptophyta; Magnoliopsida; Brassicales; Brassicaceae
Product: beta-galactosidase 15-like
Biological process (GO): carbohydrate metabolic process
Molecular function (GO): carbohydrate binding; hydrolase activity, hydrolyzing O-glycosyl compounds
Source: RefSeq, a predicted model, not a curated record